CAGAAAGUUGAUGAGUAACCAUAUCUCGCACUCGUUAAAUGGACAACUCUCAAUUUAAAUUCUGUCAAGUGUAUGUUCUGCAAAAUCCUGUGCCCAACCCAGAAAAGUUUUUUUCAAGUUUUUAAUUUCUUGUCUAAUUCCCCAAUUUGAGUAUCAUGCAGACAAUUAAAUGUGUAGUUGUUGGUGAUGGUGCAGUAGGAAAAACAUGUCUUCUUAUUUCCUACACCACCAACAAAUUUCCAUCAGAGUAUGUACCCACAGUAUUCGAUAAUUAUGCAGUUACAGUGAUGAUUGGAGGAGAGCCAUACACUCUUGGACUUUUUGAUACUGCAGGCCAGGAGGAUUACGAUCGUCUUCGACCAUUAUCUUAUCCCCAAACAGAUGUGUUUUUGGUUUGUUUUUCGGUCGUAAGUCCCAGUUCAUUUGAAAACGUCAAGGAAAAAUGGGUUCCAGAAAUAACGCAUCACUGCCAAAAAACUCCAUUCUUGUUGGUAGGAACUCAAAUCGAUUUGCGCGACGAGAGUAGUACAUUGGAGAAACUUGCUAAGAAUAAGCAAAAACCAAUAUCAAUGGAACAGGGAGAAAAAUUAGCAAAGGAACUUAAGGCUGUAAAAUAUGUUGAGUGCUCUGCACUAACACAGAAAGGACUUAAGAACGUAUUCGAUGAAGCAAUACUUGCAGCGUUAGAACCACCAGAACCAUCAAAGAAAAGGAAGUGCAAAUUCCUAUAAUUUUAACAUUUAUUUAUAUGGUUUCACGAAACAUUAAAAACAAAAAAGAAA
Messenger RNA from Eupeodes corollae, 782 nucleotides. RefSeq names its product cdc42 homolog (gene Cdc42). The record is from RefSeq and is a predicted model, not a curated record. Gene Ontology annotation, biological process: small GTPase-mediated signal transduction. Gene Ontology annotation, molecular function: GTP binding; GTPase activity. The coding region runs from base 156 to 731 and encodes 191 amino acids. Lineage: Eukaryota; Metazoa; Arthropoda; Insecta; Diptera; Syrphidae. The transcript has 5 exons.